Exophiala xenobiotica is the source of this 3638-nucleotide messenger RNA. RefSeq lists its product as uncharacterized. Lineage: Eukaryota; Fungi; Ascomycota; Eurotiomycetes; Chaetothyriales; Herpotrichiellaceae. The record is from RefSeq and is a predicted model, not a curated record. The transcript has a single exon. The coding region runs from base 332 to 2782 and encodes 816 amino acids. Gene Ontology annotation, molecular function: zinc ion binding.
CUAGCCACCUGGAGAUCCCAGUGACAAUCGUGGUUGGAGUCUUCAGCCUUGCGGUCAAGACUGCCACGCUGCUCACUAUUGGAAGUAAAAUGUUGCACAGAUUCCUUCAACUCGUCUCAUCGCUAGGCUCCAGCUCAACUGUGCUGUGAUCGAUAACACUGACGAUGAGGCUGUGCAAGUGGCUGUGCUCAAGGCCACCAACUUCCCAGAGUUGGCCCCCAAAUCCUCUGACAAAGGGGAAGAAGGAAGCCAUCUGAGAGACCGCAGUCAAACUACUGGUAAAGGAGGAACUCGAUCUCAACUUUCCUCUCGCCAUGAUAGCCUCCGCAACAUGGCUUCACAGACCGACGAGUCCAAAGACGAAUCUCUGCCAGAAAUCGAAUGCGAUCAUUGCAGCCGCCGCUUCAAGGCGAACGAUCGUUUCUACAUUUGUGCUCAAUGUUACAACUUUGACCUGUGUCAGGCUUGCGUUCUUAAGGCCGACACCCUGCCAGAAGAGCAUGACUUGCGGUGUGGGCUGGUGGAUGCCCGAGACCUGAGGAGAACCUUCGUGUCUGGACCUUCUCCAUCAGAGUUCAAAACCCUGAUCGACAACGCCAAAUCCGAUCCAAAUUUCAAACUGCCAGCUUCUGCCCAAAACUUCCUCUCACGUGGCGCAACUCACGGCAUUGAAGGUUCAGUUGUUGAGAGGCUGGCAGCUCUGGAGAGCUAUCAAGCGCCGUCCCCAAAAGAACCAGCCACCUCCAGAUCUGUGAGCAAUGACUACUCAAUGUACCAAGAACUCGACCGACAAAAGAAGGACAUUCGACUGAUCUUGCUACUCAAAGGUCCAGCAAGCGCGCCUGUUACUGCGUUAGUGGGAAGGUUCGCGCACCCUUGGGCUCAAGUUCCAUGGACGGCGCUUUCAUAUUGCUGGGGAUCUUUAGACGAAGUGAGAGAAGUUUACCUUUAUCAACUUCGAAACAGGCUGCACGACGGACAAACACCUGACUAUAACCAACAGCGCUUUUCAUGCACUGCGAGUCUUGAGAUCGCAUUGCGCGGUGUCCGACGGGAAGACGUUGAUCUCUGGCUCUGGGUUGAUGCACUUUGUAUCAAUCAGGGCCAUCGUCAAGAGCGAGCAUACCAAGUCAGUAUCAUGUCGGAAAUAUUCGAGAAGGCAAGUAGAGUUGUCAUCUGGCUAGGGUUCACGCAAGAGGAAAUGAUUUCAGCCAGCUAUAUCCGAGCAUUGGCGCAGGCCAGCAACAACGUGCCAGAAAAUGCCAAUAUUGACCGAUCAUCUCGUAUUGCGGGAGACAUCCCUCUCAUCAAGAAGAUGUUGUUUGAUGGAGCCUUUUCUGCAAAUGGAAAAACCCUCGACCGGAGUCAUGUCCUUCAAAAGAUUUCCGAAUUCUUUGACAAGCCCUGGUUCAGAAGGGUUUGGGUCCUGCAAGAAGUCUGGUGUGCCGGAAAAGAUGUAGUGGCAUUGUGUGGACCUAGGAUGUCUGUACCAUGGUCGGAGAUUCUGUUCGCCGACAUGUAUCUCACGGUCGCAUUUUCACUUUUCAAGACGCGAAUCGGUGGUUUGAAGGCCCCAUGGAGGAAUUUCGAAAAGCGGGCCGAAUCUCAAGAUGCGUCGACUCAGCGCCUGCCAAUACUUGAGCUUUUCGAGGCCGUUUGUCAUAAUUUUGAGGCGAGCGACCAGCGGGACAAGCUCUUUGGACUGCUAACCAUGGGUAAAGAGACACACGAUAUCUGCAACCUCCCCGACCUCAUCAGACCAGAUUAUGGCAAAUCCACUGCCCAGGUGUUCAUGGAUUUCACAAGAUGGUGCAUUCAUCAGGAUCAAUCAUUGGCUGUACUGGGGUAUUCGACGUUCAUGCGUCAGCCAUCGAUCUCAAGCACUGAGGCCGAUGCUUUGCCAUCAUGGUCGCUAUCGGACAACCCGGCAUUCGCUGGUGUAGGCACCAAGCUGUCCACAAUCCCGGAGUUCAGGGCAUGUGCAAAUACGCGCGUCGACAUGGAACUGAUGAAUAACAACCCCGAUCCUCGGUUGUUGCCCCUUCGCGGUUACCGCCUGGACACGGUUUCGCACGCGAAUGAGCUUUUUUUCCACAUCCGGUUUGACCAGGACAAUGACCUCUACCUCAUGAACAACACCAACACCUGGUAUACGGGAGCUGGUGGAGGAUUGCAUUGGCUCUGGAGGUCUGCCCGGGGGAGAAAUGGAAAAGAGGCGAGAGACUGCGAGCCUGUCGAGGGAUCGGACCUCUGCACAUGUCAGGAAGUCCUGAACCACAUCCUGCUGGUGAUGACGUGCGGUGGUAUGCAAGAGCACGGCGACUGUGAUCAUAGCAAAGGCACUCAUCGAACGCGGUGGCUGGAACCCACAGAUUUGUACCCAAUGUUCGCCGCGCACUAUGUGAAGCACGGUGAUGAAAAAGGAGAUUUCAAGAUGGAAUACUUCUGUAAGCAUGUCCGCGAAAUCCUUCUCCCCCUGGUCGAUACCGGCAAUGCGGAUAAAUUGUCUGAAUUGAUGUUGAAGGCCAGCAGGCGGUCGCUUUUUACGACGAAGAAAAGGGUAGGGCUUUGCCCGCCGGGUACCAAGGUUGACGACGUCGUGGUUGCACUCUUUGGUGGCAAAGCACCAUUCGUCCUGCGGCCCCGGGGUGUGGAUGACGGAGCUGACAGCCAGACAUGGGAAUUCAUAGGGGAGUGCUUCCUGCUGGACGUGAUGCGUGGCGACUUUGUUGAGAGACUGUUGGAUCGUAAACAGGCUAGCGAAGUAUUCCACCUUCGCUAGACGCUGUGAAGUGCGCUUCUAGUACUUUUGGAGACUCGACAAUGGUAACUCCAUGCUCUCGGAUCCAGCUGUUACAGUGUUGUAGCCGCUGAUUCUGAUUACAAGAAGGUUGCUUUGGCUAUGGUAUGAGGAUCGUCCGUGUGCAACAGGGUGGAAGAGGGCAAUCUGGGCAGCGAUUAACUCGCGGCUGGCAAGAGUCUGCCAGAGAGACCCCAUCAAUUUCAGUGAAGGCAAAAAUCAAUCAUUCGAGCAGAUUGCAGCAGUGACGACACUAUCAAGGAUCCAGUGAAGUCUUGAACUCUUGCCAGACCGCAGGCAGAGGGCGGCGGUCGUGGAAUUGCAUGUACGCAUGGCAUCUCCCAGGACUCUGGCUUUGCUUGUGUGCGGACUGGUGUCACCCUCAACCAGCGCUGGGCUACACAGCCUCGGCGUGUAUACUCUCUCUUGUAGUCCCUCGCUUAGGAUUGGACUGGCUUGUCCUUCUGCGCACGUUCUGGAAGAACGAUACUGAAGGCGCAGAUGGCAUAAGAGUCCGAGAGGCAGACAGAUUUGUGGGUUCUUCAGACGAAGGGAACGGCUCACACUGGCAAGGUCGAAGGAGCAGUGAUCACCAGUAACAGAAGAAUUGAUGGGCUCGGUGAGAGGAAAGGACCGCAAGGGACGAAGUACGUCAAAACACUUUUGAUUGUUAGCAGCCCGUUUAGAGAAGUCUGAGCAUCCGGAAUGAGCAUGAGACGUCAAGGGUUUGGGGAUUGAAUGGCGACUUGGAUUCCAGAGGCUAUGAAGAGCAGAAGAUGCGGUAACUAGGUAGGUAGUAUGAAAGAGCAGUCCUCGCAGUCUAUACGAAUAAGCAGCU